GGGUCUGGAGAGUGGGAGGAGGGAGGAAAACCAAAGAAAGGACAGAAUGAGAGACUGGAGGGGCUGAGUGGGGGAAAGGACCCAUCUGAAAAAGAGAGGGACAGAGAGGGGAGAUAGAGGGAGGAACACAACGAGGCAGAGGGAGAGGGGAGGGAGCACAGAGGGUUACCUCAUCUUGAGCUGCUCGUGCACACGGUGCAGGGGAGAAGUUGUGGGAAAGUAAACAGCACAGGAGAAUUCCAAUCUGUUCUCAGCCACUUGCAGCCCUCGCAGGAUACCAUAAAGAUGACUGUGCUGGACCCGGCAGUGUGGUAAAAACUGAGAGUGUAUGGGAGGUUACCGGGAUUAAAGGGUCACCAGGGAGUGCCUGAAGCUUCUCGGAGGACACACUGCUGAAGAUAAGGAGGGAUUAUGUCUACUGUGAUGUCUCAGCAGCCGCCGAAGGAGGAUGAGGAGGAGGAAGACGAGGAGCAAGGGGAAGAGUUUUCGUUUGAGGACAGUGCUGAUGAGGAGAAACUUAAGGUGGACAGUAAAGGGAUCCGCUCUGACUCUGAUAGAUCUGUCCAGAUGUCAAAAAAGGAGGACAGUGAGACAUCACAGACAGGCACAGAUGGCACACAGCUUCACAGAACUUCGCCUCCUGCUGGACAGGAGGGCGUCAUCACCAAGAACGUAACUUCAACUUCUACUGGAGAUGUUCCAGUUAUCAAGUCACCCAGUGGGGCCUCAGCAGCAGCAGCCGAGCCCAUUGCCUCAGCUCCUUGUGUGGGAGAGGAGCUCCAGGGGCUUCCUGUGGCGCCGCCAGCUAAGGAGAAGUCGACUGAUUCAGGAGACCACGGGAAAGAAAUCGUCAAGGAAAGCUCCGGCUCGAGGGACAUCUCCAAAGCUUUAUGUGUGGCUAAAGCUGAGCCACAGACGGUGGAGGCUUCAGAGGUGAUCUAUGAUGAUGUUCCAAGCGAGGACCCCCUCUCUCCCGACGAAGAUAUGAUCUAUGAAGAUGUUCAGAGAGACAGCGGUCCCCUGGAUGCAGACAAUGGGUGGAGCUCCAGUGAGUUUGAAAGCUACGACGAACAGUCUGAUAACGAGGCCAAACAACCCACACGGAGCAAGCUCUCUCCUGAAGUACGUCGGCUGAGGGAACGCUGUGCCAGGACCAAACGUGAACUGGCCAUGAAGCUGUCUGGCAAGCACAACUAUGACAUCAAGGUUCAGCAGCUCAUGAAGGCGGCGAGAAGCGGAACGAAGGAUGGGCUUGAAAAGACCAAGAUAGCCGUCAUGCGAAAAGUUUCCUUCCUGCAGAGGAAAGAUCAAUUGGAAGAGGAGGACGAUGCAGGAUACCUGGAUGUUGCUGUGUCAGAACUGAAGCAUCCUCCCCCACAGCUGAGCCCCAUGCCAGAGGGGCUGACCAGCCACCAGGUUGUCAGGCGCCAUAUCCUCGGCUCCAUCAUUCAGAGCGAGCGGAGCUACCUGGAGUCUCUGAGGAGAAUCUUGCAGGAAUACCAGAGACCACUGAUGGAAGCUGAUCCACGCAUCUUGAGUCCAAGGAAGAUCCGGCCUAUAUUUUACCGAAUGAGGGAGAUCACACAGUGCCACUCCAUGUUUCAGAUUGCACUGGCAUCACGUGUGGCAGAGUGGGACAGCAGUGAGAAAAUCGGAGACUUAUUUGUUGCCUCGUUUUCCAAGUCCAUGGUGCUGGAUGUAUACAGUGAUUACGUGAACAACUUCACUAAUGCCAUGGCGCUCAUUAAAAAGGCAUGCAUGUCCAAACCAGCGUUUCUGGAAUUCCUAAAGAAAAAGCAGGCAGCCAGUGUUGACCGGAUCACUCUGUACGGUCUGAUGGUGAAGCCCAUUCAGCGAUUCCCGCAGUUCAUAUUGCUCCUGCAGGACAUGCUAAAGAAUACACCGAAGGGCCACGUGGAUCGUCUGCCCCUGCAGCUUGCUCUUACAGAGCUGGAGAUGCUGGCUGAGAAACUGAAUGAACAGAAACGAGUAGCUGACCAGAUUGCAGAAACUCAACAACUAGCCCGCAGCGUCAGUGAUCGCCUGCUCAGUAAGCAACUGAACUCGGAGCAGGGGUCACUGGUCCUUUGUGAGACGCUUAUUGAGACUGUGUAUGGCGAGCGGGGACAAGUCCUGAAGUCGAAGGAGAGAAAGGUCUUCCUCUUUGAUGAUGUGCUCAUCUGUGCCAACAUAAAUGUCAAGGGGCCUCCGGAUAUCAGCAGCCUGGUCCCUGUCGGUCCCAAGUACACCAUGAAGUGGAGCGCCCCCCUUCAGCAGGUGCAAGUAGUCGAGGUGGGGCAGGAGGGCUCUCAAAGCAAAGACACCUUCUUCCAACAGAGUGGAGCCAAGCGCGCAAGUGUCGCCAGCACUUCAGGUAAAGCGAUCCUCGGCCCUCCACGUCUCUACCAGGAGCUGCAGGAACUGCAACAUGACCUUUCUGUCGUGGAGGAGGUCACUCUCCUUGUGGGUACGCUGCAGGGGAUGUACCAGAACCUGAACACCACUGUGGCCCAGGACUGGUGUCUGGCUCUACAGAGGCUUAUCCGCAUCAAAGAAGAACAGAUCCAGAGUGCUAACAAAUGUCGCUUACGCCUGCAGGUGCCCGGCAGGCCAGACAAGUCAGGGCGUCCUGUCAGUUUCAUGGUGGUCCUCAACACUCCCAGCCCCCUUAGUAAGAUCUCCUGGGUCAACCGUCUGCACUUGGCCAAGAUUGCUCAACGGCAGGAGAACUCACCAGGCUGGUUAUGUGGAGACGACGAAGGGAAGACUAUGGCCCCGUUUUGGUGUCCGUUGCUUGCCUGUCACAUGCCUGUCUUUGCUACAAAGUCACCCGAGAGAAAGCUUGAAGCUGCCCUCCACAAUCCUGUUCAUUGUGCAUUGUUGGGCUUCUCUGCAGCGAGCACCUCCUUACCUCAAGGCUACUUCUGGGUGGCUGGUGGAGGAGAUGGUUCGCAUGGGCACAUAGAGAUAUUUUCCCUCAACAGGCCCAUGCCAAGGACUGUAAAGUGCCUGCAGGUAGGCUCUGCUGUCCGAUGCCUGGAAUACGUGCCAGAACCUUCUCCGACUGAUGAAACAGAGGCUGGAGUUCACAAAGCCACUUCAGGGAUCGGCGCCAACAUUUGUGUUGGAUUAGAGGAUGGGCGCAUACUGGUCUACGGCAGUGUGGACACUGCAGCACAAUGCCUGUUGACCCUCCAUAACCCAGAGGGCUGCCCUGUGCUGUGCCUGAAGCACUCCUCUCGCUUCCUGUUCGCCGGCCUGCGGAAUGGGACCGUGAUGGUAUACAGAAGAGGUAACAACGAUGAUUUCUGGGACCAAGACUCCAGCAGAUGUGUAAGCCUCGGCACAGAACCAGUGAGGACACUGUUAGUGUUAGAUGACUCAGUGUGGGCAAGCUGCGGGAACUCUGUCACAGCCAUGGAUGUCUCCAGCCUCGCCACUCAGAAAUUUGAAGUUCACCCAGACCCAAUGGUGAGUGUGGCACACAUGGCCUGUGCAGGUGGAGGGGUGUGGAUGGCAUUCUCCGAGGGCUCCUCCAUUCGUCUCUUUCACACUGAAACACUGGAGCUUCUGCAGGAAAUCAACAUCUCAACACGCUCGACGCUGCUGAACACUGGUCAAAAGAGCAUGAGAGUCACGAGUCUGCUGAUUUGCCAGGGGCUGUUAUGGGUGGGCACCGCCCAGGGCUUAAUUAUCACUCUUCCAGUUCCCAAACUGGAGGGCAUCCCCAAAAUAACAGGAAAGGGAAUGGUCUCUCUCAAUGCCCACUGUGGACCAGUGGACUUCCUGGUAGCCACCACCAGCACUCUGUCUCCUGGUCUGCUGAAAAGGGACUCUGUCGGGGACGGCCCAGACUCUGCCUUCGGAGGCGAGGACCGCAGCAACACGUCCUCUCAGGAAUCCCUGCAACAGUCCUACCAGGAAGACAGCAGAGGCAAAGGACGCGGUGUUCUGCUGCAGUACAAGCUGCGCUCCACAUCAGGGCUUCCUGGACGGCCGCUGACGGCGCAGGGCGACGAGGCAUCGGACUCCUCCCUGGAGUCUUUGGAGCACAGCGUGGAAGAUGGAUCUAUCUAUGAGCUCAGCGAUGACCCAGAAAUGUGGGUUCGGGGACGUCCUUGUGAGAGGGACGGGGGACGCAGGGACAGGGUGAUGUCUGCAGCGGUUAUCUCUGGAGGCAAAGGCUUCCGUAGACUGAAGGAAGGAGCAGCAGCAGCAGGUACUAGGACAAGUGGGGAGGGCUUAGAGAAUAUUCUAAUGGUUUGGCAGCUUCCACUGACAGUGUGAUAUGGAAAAUAUAUGGUAAGGUGAUGGGUAUUUAUAGAUGUCUACCCAGCUCAGCCUUGAAUCAACCGUUCCAUAAAUUUAAGGGAUUUAAAUAAACAUGUAUGAUGUGAAGGCGUUGCCACUGUUACGGAGCUUGACAUGUUAUGAUUUGGCUUGUGGAAUAAGGAAGCUAAGAUGUGCUGGUUACAGAGGUACUGUCAGCCCAUAGGACGCUUUGAAUGUUCAGGAUUGUGCGUCAUCAUCUCCUCAGCAGUGGCAGAGAACGCCACAGAUUAGUUCCGUGCUCCGAUUGUUUUGAUCUGGCCCCUCUUCCCACCUUCGUUAAGAUUGAUAUGCCUCAAUUUAACCUCAUCAUUGCAGCGUGGGCUCUGCCACAUUUAUUUUAUGCGAAGGACUUGUGUGUGAGCGGCCAUGGACAGCACACCUUUCAGAGACAGCCUUUGCUGAAUCUGCCAUGCUCUGCAGAGUUAGAGAUGGACAUCUUUUAUCUGAUCCUGUGGGAGAGAUCCCAUCUGUUUAGAGCUGAAAGCUGGGGACUUCCACCGCAUCACAAAGCACAUUAGCAUCACUUUAUUAGCUUUGCCAGCCUUCCUCUCAUCCCAUACAAUGUGAAUGUACGAUACCUUCUAUUGUGUCUCGAAAUUGAAUCUGUGCUCUCUUAAAAAAAAAAAAAAAAAGAUUCCAUUCCUCCUGUUUUGUUGCAGCUGUUGCAGAAAUGAUUUUUGGUUACGAAAAAUGAGUUGCCUCCAAGAGCUUACUAUGCCUUUAUAAUGGGCGGUCAUGGUAGAGCAGGCUGGCUGCAAUACUGUUGUAAAAACAACUAAUUUGGAAAACAAAACUUACACCAGUCAGAGAUGUUAUUGCUCUACAUUACAGAAUCUAUAUUUGUGCUGUAAAUAUCCUGUAAUUAUUACAAUUUUUUUGAGGAAAAGAAACUUCUUGGUGCCACAUUUUAGAGAAUUAUCUUCCCCAAAUACUGUAAACGCCAGAUAUCAGUUUCAUUAUUCUCUGUCAUUCUUCAGAGAUAAAACAAAUGCACACACAGAGUUGUUACACAGCUCACAUUAGCUGGAAACUCCAGUUACACAUCAAAAGCAAAACGCAAACAAACGGAUGAUGAAAUAAAAGAGCUGCAGCCGACAGACAGAACCUGAGAGUAACACCAAUGAGCAUGUUUACAUGCACAUUAAAUUUCAGUAAUAUACAAUCUGAUGACAGAUGUUUGAAAAUACACAGCAUAUGCAUCUGUAUUACAAUUACAGUAAGAGGCACUGAUAUAUAUCAUCUCUGAUAUUAGCAAAGGACUAGAUGACUCUGCAAGGUCGUGUUUUAUUUGCUCUGGCAGAUGCGUCUGGUUCCCCUCUCGGUCAAGCAGAUUUCCAGCAGACCUGGCCGUGGUCGGGCCAAACACAACCGUUUAUCUUAUGAAGUGCGUGUUUCAGACAAUGACUCACAACCUGGUGUCUUUGUGCUUUAAGUAAAAUACGUUAUGACUUCAUUUUUGGCUAGUGCACCCCAGUGACACCACAGUGAGCAUCAACCUAACUUAGGCUGGCUCACACUAAAAGAUUUUUCAAAUCUUCACAGAUCGUAAAAAUGUGACAGACCCCAAAAAUAACGAUAUGUAAUGAUAAAUCUAACAGUUGUGUUGUUAUAGUGCGUGGCACGAAACAAACAUGGCAGACGAAGGGCAGGAAGAACUAGCGGUUCGUUUUUACACUACUUUUUUAAAAAAAUUAAUGAAGAAAAAAAUAAAAAAAUAUGAAUGAAGUCGAGGAGACAGCGUGAACAUGGACUGUACAUGUUACAGCAAGAGAAAGUGAGUAAAUUCUGAGUUGAUUAAUUAAAAGUAUUCAAACUGUCCAAGAGUCGCGGGACUGCCGGCGAUCCUCAGUGUUCCCCCCUCACAAUGUCUUUCCCUUCUUCCGCUAAUAUCAGUCUGUGGUAAAUAAGGAACAGUUGAUCAUGUUAGUGCAGGGCUGCCAGAGCUUUACAUGUGUUCGACAGACGAUAGGCCUACACACUUAUAAACAGCGCCUGGAAGAAGAUCUGCACUCGGGAUUUUAGGUAUAUGGGCUAUGAUACGGUGCUUGUUAAGGUCGCUUAGCAACCUCAGAUGCAACCUGCUGCCACGCUCAUGAAAGCUGGCUUAAAAAAAGGCACAAAAGUAGCACCCAGUGCCUGACCUCGGGUUUUCCAGGCGGUCAAAGACGCGGCACGUGUACGGCCCCUAAACAUACCUCACGCCACAGGAACAUCUGGCCAGAUGAUCUUUAGAACUGUCAAAAUCAGAGCUUUGCGGAUGGUUGUCGGAAGGGGGGGCAGGGGAAUCAGGCUCAAUAUUGUAUCAAUUCUCGUAUAGUGUGCCCAGUAUUAAAAUGAACGCUGAUGUGGCAACCAAGAUGGCUGCAACUGAUGUGGAACUUUGUAUAAAUAAAUUUUCAAAUUCUGAUAACAAAAACACUCAUUCAAAGACACAUCGAUGCUACGUCAUCACAGCUCAUCCCUGCACACUGUGGUCUGUUUACAUUUAUCCGUCGCUUAGCACAGCGUUGAGUUUUGUUGUUUUGAUUAGUUGUAGGAUUAUCCAGUUGCGUCCAGAGGCAUUUCUAGCGUUCUACAGCUGUUGAUAACGCCCCUCGACAGGUUCCGCAUUUGCAAUUUGGUCUGGUGAUGUCAGGCACACUAAGUCAUGUACACCUUCCUCCAUCAACGCUUGUUUUUAUGCCAAUAUUCAGUAAAUAUUUGAAAUCUAAUUCAAGAAUUUAAUGUUUUAUGAUGAAGAUAUGAGGAUGCAUGUAAACGUGUCGUGCCAGGUGGAAAUGACUCGCGACUCCAUUUGAGGUGAUGUUUUUCAGAUCAGUUGAAGGAUCACAUGGUGUACCUUCAACCUGACAGGCUUAUAAAACCUCUUUUAACCACAUUACUGAUACAUGCUUUGUAAUUAGGCUCUGUACAGGCUAUUCUUUUUUCUUUAACUUAUAAAAUUGUGAGAUUUUUGCAGGAUUGUUGAAGCUGGUAUGAGAAGCACUCAGUGGUACUGUCUUCAAUAUAGAGAAGUGUUUGCUUUAUAACCUCUUAAUUAAAACCUAUGGUAGCUUUGGCAGGUUUGUGAACUUGGACCGCUGACAAUGGCAUCUACCUUGCAUACAGAAACUAAGAAGUAUAUACUUUACAGUGCAUAUUUUUCACAGCGUGUUGAGCGCAUAGGUGGACUUUCAUGCAAGUUUUCAAGUAUGAACAUAGCUUUGUGGAUUUUCAAUAAAGCGAGCGAUGGUGAAGGUUAUGGUAUAUCAUUUUUCUCCACCUCUAUCUCUACUUAGCCCUUCCACCGCACAUGGAAUCUCAUCUUAUCCUUUCAUCACAGAUGAAGCGUAAAGUUCAUGUUUUUGUAUUUCCCUGAGGCACAUUGAGGUUUAUUUUCCCUUUUCUUCUCCUCCUCACAACCGAAGUUCAAAAGCAUUUAAACAUCCUGCUGUCAGCCAGAAUGAAUCCAACAAAAAAAAAAAAAAAAAAAUGAUGUAAACUGUCCUUGGAUGCUGUCAUCUAAAUGUAAAUCUCAAUGUCACUUCAAAAAUGUAUACUCUUAAUUCAUGUGAGAUUCAAUGCUGCUGGAGCCACGGCGGCCCUGAUGGUCACUAUAGAGGUUUUUACUUCAACCACAACGGGACGAUGAGUGUGUACUCCGACAGUUUCACAAGCCUCUCUGCUAACAACUGAGAUCUAAUCUCCCACGUGUGGUGACAUUUGAUGGACGUUGACUCACACAUUUCAUUAGCUCACACUACAUGUGUACAGGUAUUAUCCAUGCACUGAAUAUUAAUACUUAUGAAUGAACUGUACUGUACUACUAAUUAGAACCGUUACUGUACUAAUGAUUCCCUUUUGUAAAGAGGACUCUGCAACAGUGUUGAUGUUUUAGAUGAGACUGUGUAAGGAACAGUUUAUGCAAUUUAUUUUCCUGUGGUGUUAAAAAGAAGUUUAUUACAAAUGAGAUCUUAUGGGGUUUUUUUAGAUUUGGCCAUCAGUUAUUACAACAUGUAAAUUAUUUGUUAAUUGCUGAGAUUUGGGAACAUGGUGACAUCACUAAAAAGACGUCUGGCCGGAGAAGAAACAUAAACAAUCACAUGAUCCUGCAGGUUUUUAACAACAACUCGGGAUAGCUCUUGGAAAGGAACAACAGGAAACAUUACUUUUAUUAUUAUAUUUAUGACUGACCACACCGUUCAGUUUUCCUGUGCAAUGAGGCACCUUUAGACCUAGUCCACACAAACAUGGGUAUGUCUGAAAACGUAGCUUUCUCUAUAUGUUUUGGCCGUUCAUCCACACGCAAACUGCACUUUCGGUCACUGAAAAUGGAUCUUUUGUAAAACUGUCCUGGGUUCAGAUGUUCAGAAACUCUGGUGCGCCCACCAGCUCACCUGGUAGAGCAGGCACCCAUGUACAAAGCCUGUGUCCUUGCCACAGCAGCCAAGGGUUCGAUUCCAACCAGCGGUCCUUUGCUGCGUAUCAUCCACCUUUCUCUCUACCGCUUUCAUGCUAUAGCUAUCCAAUCAAACAAAGGCAAAAAGCCCCAAAAACAUCUUCAGUUUUUAGCUUCUAACGUCAGAGUGUGGGUCGAAAUCUCCUUUGUGAGAUGUCACAAAUGAGGCAAUGUUUCGUGCAAUGGUGGUCAUGGCCAGACUAGUGCUAUUUACAUGUUUACACCUUAAUGUGUAGUCACUCUUUUGCUUUAUUGAGGAAUGGAGACUUCAGAACGGUGUUAACUGCCUCAGGUUUCUGAUUGGCCAACAUCGUUGUCUGUUGACGCAGCUGUUGGUUGGCCAUUGGUCAAUCUCGAGCUGUCACUGAGCGUCUGUUGCCCAAUUUCAGCUCUUGUCUGCUUUUUUUAUGGCUGAUUCAGUAUGUUGAAUCGGCGGCGGAUCCCGUCAGUGACAGAAAUCACUCUGAUUAGCAAUUCAGCUCCGUGUACAUGAAGGGAAACAGAAGACUAAAUUCAAGAGGGCGUGAGAUCCAAACAAAAUUAUUAUGUUGGAUACGCUUCUGUUUUUAGCCAUCAAGCUCGUUAGCAGAAAUGUGUUUGCUAGCGCACGGCAAAUAUUCCUUGUCCUUUCAACAUCAGGUUGGUUUGUUAAUGUGCUAACUGGCUAACUAGCAUCUUGAAUCCUUCCUGUCCAUCUUCUGGUUUCCUUUUUUGAAUGAGAAAUACAGUCUACCGCCACCUGCUGGUAUAGAGAGUUAUUACCUCUCACGCAGGCACAGAAGUUAAGUGGUAGUUGGCCGUUGGCUGUAGUCAUUACGGUGUGUUCAAGUGUGCCAAGACACAGGUGACGUGACGCGACAUUAACAGUCGGCCUUUGUUGCUACUAGUUCUUUGAUGUUGGUUUGGUGUGUUCAGGCCUUUAGGUUCAGGCUCACAUCGCCACCUGUUGGUUGGCGUGCUCUUGGCAGCGCUUCAUUUUCAUAUGGAUGGUGAUUUUUUAAUGAUAGUGUGUGAUCGUGUGGACAAAAAAAAAAAAUUCCUGUAACAGUGUGGACUAGGCCUCAGUUUUACAACCUGUGUGAUCAUCUGUUCUUUUCUUGACCUGUCAGACUUUGCUGCAAUGCAAUAAAAUGAUGGCCAAACCUACUGAAGUAAAGGUACAAGAGACGAGUAAUAAACCAGAUUUAUCCUUUAAAGCAAAAGUAUUACUCUUAAUGCCGUCACAGGCGUGUGGAAACAGUGCUCAUUUCCCUUUGGUACAAUAUUUGAAUGUUACAUGUCUAAACGUUGUUUAACAGGCUUAUGCUAAAUUAAAAACAUGUUUAAACUUGA
This is a messenger RNA of Epinephelus fuscoguttatus (brown-marbled grouper), 10102 nucleotides long. It is a transcript of the gene arhgef10la, whose product is annotated as Rho guanine nucleotide exchange factor (GEF) 10-like a. The record is from RefSeq and is a predicted model, not a curated record. NCBI's taxonomy places the organism in Eukaryota, Metazoa, Chordata, Actinopteri, Perciformes, Serranidae. The transcript is spliced from 27 exons. Gene Ontology annotation, cellular component: cytosol. Bases 412 to 4287 code for a protein of 1291 amino acids. Gene Ontology annotation, molecular function: protein binding; guanyl-nucleotide exchange factor activity. Gene Ontology annotation, biological process: actin cytoskeleton organization; SREBP signaling pathway; positive regulation of stress fiber assembly.